Molecule: messenger RNA, 1053 nt
Organism: Plasmodium gonderi
Lineage: Eukaryota; Apicomplexa; Aconoidasida; Haemosporida; Plasmodiidae
Product: variable surface protein
Exons: 3
Coding region: 1-1053 (350 amino acids)
Source: RefSeq, a predicted model, not a curated record
AUGUUUGACGACAUAAAUGCGAAAAAAGAGUUUGUUUUUACUGGUAUAUUUCCGGAAUGCAGAAAUAAUUAUAUUACUAUUACACAGAACAGACCACAGGAACCAUCUUAUACUCAAUAUUCAAAAAUGUGCAAUUAUUUUCAUAAUAAUAUAUAUCCUAAAGUACAUCGUCCCCAGGAAUUUCAAGAAAAAUUUUGUAUACCACUAGGUUCUUAUUUAAAUUAUAUAAAUAAUGAAAAAUACAAACAAAAUUCAAACUUUAAUAUUAAAGCAAACUGUGCAUAUUUCUAUUACAAACUAAAAGAUCUAGUGGAAAAAUAUAAAGGUAAUUGCAAUAAUACAAAAAAUUGUUACGAUAUUUUAAGGCAAGGGAAAAGAGGUGCAUCUGCAAUAAAUGUUCCGGAGAUAUGUAAGGAUGAUGUUCAUAGGAUGAAUGUUAUUGAAGAAAAUUUAUAUCAUGUAUUUCAUUAUUUGGAUGUACUAUAUGUUACUAUUGAUGCAUUAAAGAAAAAUACCAUUGUAUGUAAAAGAAGCAGUCAACAAUUCAAAAAAGAUAUUGAAAGAUUAAAAAACUGUGAAUUUAGAGGUAACUCAAGUUUUAUAAACGUAAUUGAAAAAGUUGAAAAUGAAUAUAACACAUUAUGUCCUAAUUAUGUUAUACCUAAAAGUAUACAACAUUCAUAUAAGGAGCCAUUAACAGAAGACAUAAAACAAGGACCAAGUGAAAGUGCGAUAAACCAAGAAAAAAAAAAGAUAAGUAUAAGCGCAAUGUCCCAACCAAACAAAGAGACGAGCUCAAGUACAAUGCACGAGACAUUGACAAGCACAGGUACAGGAGUAGUUGUUUUUCCAUUUAUAAUAUUAACAAUUGUAUUCGUUCUUUUUAAAUACACUCCCUAUGGUGCAUUUCUAAAACUACGUUUAAUGGCAUUAAGGCGCAUGAUAAAAAAAAAAAAUAAUAAUCAUAAUGACUUAAUGAAGCCUUUUGAAAAGACAUACAAAAAUUCAAUAGAUAGGAAGUAUCAAGUAACAUAUUCCUCAGAGAAUUAUUAG